Messenger RNA from Patiria miniata (bat star), 2008 nucleotides. Its product is annotated as 4-aminobutyrate aminotransferase, mitochondrial-like. The transcript has 15 exons. The record is from RefSeq and is a predicted model, not a curated record. Gene Ontology annotation, cellular component: mitochondrion. Lineage: Eukaryota; Metazoa; Echinodermata; Asteroidea; Valvatida; Asterinidae. The coding region runs from base 221 to 1744 and encodes 507 amino acids. Gene Ontology annotation, biological process: GABA catabolic process. Gene Ontology annotation, molecular function: pyridoxal phosphate binding.
GUCUAUUGAUCGACCCGAUAAAAAAAGCUUAUAUAAGUUCUUACUGGACCAAGGCCAGCAAAAGUCGAUAACGGUCAAGUGCUUGUGUACGUACGUAUCUGUUGCUUGCUCUACGCCUGUAUCUGUAUCAUAGGGGCCGGGGACCAUCACACUAGUAUUAGCAGCCAUUGUAUAUCUGAGCAUUUAAGCAGGUGUAUCGAGCUCUGGUUUUUGUCCUUUGAUGAUGGCGUUUUCGACAUUGCGAGCCGGGCGGGUUCUGUCAGGCCGAGGUGGGCAACUCCUGGAAGGCUUCAGCCGAGCCCGAGGUACUCAUGUGAGGUCUUCAGCUGCUAUUGAAAAGCUACUGCCUGAGGAAUAUGAUGGCCCUCUGCUUCAAACCGAAGUACCAGGACCCAAAACGCAGCAACUGAUGAAAGAACUGCAUGCUAUAAACAAGAAUGCCGGCAACGUGCAGCUCUUCAUUGACUACGAGAGAUCCCACGGCAACUACGUGGUGGAUAUGGACGGCAAUCGAUUGCUGGACACAUUUGCCCAGAUCUCCUCCAUACCCAUCGGUUACAACCACCCAGCUAUUGUUGAUGUCAUAAAGGACCCUUCCAACUUGGUUCACCUUGUUAACAGGCCAGCACUGGGCGUGUUCCCUGGGGCAGACUUUGCCAGCAAACUAUCAGAAAUCUUGAUGUCGGUUGCCCCCAAAGGAUUGAAUGGCGUGCAGACCAUGAUGUGUGGCACAUGCAGCAAUGAGAACGCUAUCAAGCAGGCUCUGAUUUGGUACCGGACCCAGAAAAGGGGAGGACCGCCCACCCAGGAGGAACUGGGGUCAUGCAACACUGGCCAGGAACCAGGCUGCCCUCCGUACACCGUACUAUCCUUUGAUGGAGCUUUCCAUGGACGAACCCUCGGCUGCCUGACUCUGACCCAUUCCAAGCCGAUGUUCCGUGUGGACAUCCCCACUAUGAAUAACUGGCCGGUGGCCCCCUUCCCAAGGCUGAAGUACCCCUUGGAGGAGUACACGACCGAGAAUAAAGCUGAGGAAGAAAGGUGUCUCAAAGCGGUGGCAGAAAUUAUGGAGAAAGGUCAGGCAGGGGGCCGUGAUGUGGCAGCUAUGAUCGUUGAGCCCAUCCAAUCAGAGGGGGGAGACCAUCACGCAAGCCCGUACUUCUUCCAGCAGCUGCAGCAGAUCUGUAAACAGUUUGGCACGGUCUUCAUUGUCGACGAGGUUCAGACUGGCUGUUGCACCACGGGACAUUUCUGGGCCAGCGAUUCGUGGAAUCUGCCCGAACCUCCCGACUUCCUGGUCUUCAGCAAGAAGAUGCAGACUGGCGGAUACUACUUCCAGGAUAAGUUCUCCGUGGCUCAGCCGGGUCGAAUCUUCAACACCUGGAUGGGCGAUCCUCCCAGAUUGCUGAUCCUAGGAGCUAUCCUGGACGUCAUCCAGAAGCAGAAUCUGCUUGACGUGGCCAGAGAAUCUGGGGAGGUCUUGAUGGAAGGACUGCGCAGUCUUCAGGAGAAAUACCCAGCGUUGAUAUCUAAAGCCCGGGGCAUGGGCACGUUUGCUGCGUUUGAUGGGAAAGACCCUGAGACAACGGCGGCCAUUGUGCGCAAGAUCAAAAACAAAGGUAUUUUGAUGGGGAUGUGUGGCACGCAGUCAGUCCGUUACCGACCGGCGUUGGUAUUCCAACCACACCACGUGGACAUGGCACUGGAUGCUCUGGACAGCACCCUGGCAGAUAUGAGCGAAUGAUUAUUCUCAGAGCAAUGAAUCGGGAAUCACAAUUGAUUGGUCAGUAUAGUGGUUGUACAAAAAAAAAGCAGCGGAAAUUACAGAAAUGCACAAAGACAAUAGAGCCUGAAAAUAAGAGGUCACGCGGCGAGCUUCCGCAACCCUCGGACAUUUUACACUGGGUUGCUCUUUCUCUUGCUAUAAUUUUUGACAGAAUGAUUUCUAACCGUAAUUACCCCAAGAAACAGUCAUGUUGGAAUUUUAUCUCGAUAUUUGUCAAAAAAA